AUGGCGCCAAACCUUCAACCUCAACCUCAGACUCAAACUCACCUUCAGCGUCCGCAACUCAAAGAUCAUAGACCGUGGUCAGGACUCUCCAAUAUCUCUAAACGGUCCUUUAGAUCCUGCGCCACUUCUGCUUUUGAGGCUGACGACGAGCGUUCCUCCAGCGACGGCGAUAUGAGCCCUCGCAAUAGCCAGUCUGGCUUGCGACGCCCAAUCGUGCCGCGUCAUUCUGGUCAUGACGCUCGCCCGACGAGUCGAAAGGAACUUCUGGGAUGGUACGCUUAUGCGUUCGCUGCUGAGACGUACGUGAUUUGUGGCAUCGCUUCAUUCAUCCCUAUUCUGCUUGAAACCCUCGCUAGAGAGAACGGUGUGCUGCUUUCAGACCGAAAAACACCAUGCGGAUCAAGUGAUAGCAAAAAUGAAGGCGAUGGCCAGUGUAUUGUCUGGGUGUUUGGAAUGGAGAUCAACACCGCCAGUUUCGCAAUGUACACCUUUUCAGUGAGCGUCUUAGUCCAAGCCCUGCUCGUUGUCAGUAUCAGCUGCGCCGCCGACCAUGGAAACUACCGCAAGAAGCUCCUCCUCAGUUUCGCUUGGAUUGGAAGCUUCGCGGUCAUGUCCUACAUCUUCAUCACCAAAGACAACUAUAUUCUCGGCGCUCUCUUGACCGUUAUAUCCAACACAUCGUUUGGCGCAUCAUUCGUAUUACUAAACUCUUUCCUCCCCCUACUUGUGCGAUACCAUCCCGAUGUUAUCGAGGCCAAUAUCACUACUACGCCGGAUUUGGGCAACUCGGACUAUGAGUCGCGUCCUCUGAACGAGUCGGUAGGUGAACCCGAGGCACCAGCAGUUACAACAACCUCGCCUUUGUUGCUUCCCGAGGACGGCGAACGGUUAAAACCCACGGCAAGCCAUGCAGAGAUAACGUCCAAGGAGCUGCAACUGUCAACGCGCAUAUCAGCGAUCGGAAUUGGUACUGGAUAUAUCGCAGCACUGUUUUUGCAAUGUGUUUGUAUCGGUGUUCUCAUCUCAAUGCAUAAUACUACAUGGGGCCAGCGAGUCGUAUUAUUCAUGGUUGGCGUCUGGUGGACCGUUUUUACUAUUCCUGCGGCAAUGUGGUUGCGACCCCGUCCCGGACCUCCCCUAGCAGACAAUGGCCGAAAAGGCAUCAUGGCGGGACUCGCAUACAUUCUAUAUGCUUGGAAGAGCCUGUUCAGGACAGUCCAGCAGGCCAGACGUCUGUUGGAUAUUGUUCUGUUCCUCGCCGGAUGGUUUCUUUUGUCAGACGCCAUCGCAACCACGUCAUCGACUGCCAUCCUAUUCGCCAAGACCCAACUCCACAUGAAACCGUGGGCGCUCGGUAUGAUCAAUGUCAUUUCAACUCUUGCAGGGGUGUUCGGUGCGUUCGGAUGGUCGUGGAUAUCGCGACUUUUCAAUCUCCAAGCCCAUCAGACCAUUCUUGUCUGCAUCGCGCUGUUCGAACUGAUUCCCCUUUACGGCUUAUUGGGCUAUCUUCCAUUUGUCAAAAAUUGGGGUGUUUUUGGACUCCAGCAACCAUGGGAAAUGUAUCCCUUGGCCGCUGUCUACGGAGUUGUCCUUGGAGGUCUGAGCGGUUACUGUCGUUCCCUAUACGGCGAACUUAUCCCCCCCGGAUCCGAGGCAGCUUUCUAUGCACUCUACGCAAUUACCGACAAAGGCUCCAGUGUUUUUGGACCGACGAUUGUGGGAGCAAUCAUUGACAGGACUGGUACAAUACGUCCUGCUUUUUGGUUUCUCGCAGUUUUGGUUGGCUUCCCUGCACCCCUGAUAUGGUUCAUUGACGUUGAACGCGGAAGACGAGAGGGCGCCAAACUCGCAAACUCAAUAACAGAGUCAACUGAGCAAGAAGAGGAUGAGGGUGAUGAUGAAGCUGAGCGUCGUGGAAUGCUGGCGGAUUAUGAGCGAGAACAGGAACACUAUGAGCGUGCAGGUCGUUAA
Molecule: messenger RNA, 1971 nt
Organism: Fusarium coffeatum
Lineage: Eukaryota; Fungi; Ascomycota; Sordariomycetes; Hypocreales; Nectriaceae
Exons: 2
Coding region: 1-1971 (656 amino acids)
Biological process (GO): amino acid transmembrane export from vacuole
Source: RefSeq, a predicted model, not a curated record